GUAAUGCUAGCAAAUGUGCUUUCGGCUUUCUUUAACUGUCUAUGGUGGCUUGCAGUAGAAAGUUAUUCUUGUCCUAUAUUAACGUACGUGUCGGGGUUCAUUACUGUAGCUGCACCGGUAUUUAUGAAAGACUGUUACUAUAACCUAAGUGUCUGUCUGCCUCUGUCACUGUUGCAGCUCUGUGCCUCUGUACAAAGUCAACAGCUGCUCUGUUGUUGUUGUUAGCUUAGCUAACGUUAGCCCCAAGGUCUCACUGCAUGCCCUCUACAUGCUAUGACUUGCUAACAGGAAUCUGAGGCUGUGGAGUCAUGGUGGGCUAUGACCCUGGGGCUGUGUGUACAGCCUUCUCACCAGAGGAGGCAGCCAUGGCUGGGUCAGCUGCUGGGAUGGUCACCAGGGCCCUCAUCAGCCCCUUUGACGUGCUCAAAAUCAGAUUUCAGCUGCAGAUUGAGCGCCUGUCUUCAUGUAGGCCCGAGGGGAAGUACCAGGGAUUAUUUCAGGCAUCCCGGUGCAUUUAUUCAGAGGAGGGACUCUCUGCUUUCUGGAAGGGCCACGUCCCUGCACAGCUCCUCUCCAUCUGCUUCGGGGCUGUCCAGUUUGCCAGUUUUGAGUUAAUGACAGAGGUGGUCCACAAGUCGACGCUGUAUGACAGCCAGACAGCAGGAGUUCACUUUAUGUGUGGUGGUCUGGCGGCAUGCUCUGCUACAGUGGUCUGCCAGCCUCUGGACACACUGCGGACACGCUUUGCAGCUCAGGGAGAAACCAAGGUUUACAGGAACCUGCGUCAUGCUGUGUCUACAAUGUGCCGCUCAGAGGGAGUGCUAACAUUUUACCGUGGCCUGUCUCCAACACUGAUGGCAGUGUUUCCUUAUGCUGGGCUGCAGUUCUUCUUCUACAAUGUCUUUAAGAAACUGUUGGCUCCACCAGCUACAGCUGGAAACUCAGGAGGGGACCUAAGAAGCCUGGUCUCUGGCAGUGGAGCUGGAAUAAUCAGCAAAACAAUGACAUACCCCUUUGACCUCUUCAAGAAGAGACUGCAAGUGGGGGGCUUUGAGGCAGCCAGAGUUCACUUUGGACAGGUGCGGAGUUAUAGAGGCCUGGUGGACUGCAUGGUUCAAAUAGCCAAAGAGGAGGGCGUCCGAGGCUUCUUCAAAGGCCUCUCACCCAGCCUUGUGAAGGCUGCACUAUCAACAGGCUUCACCUUUUUUUGGUAUGAAUUUUUCCUCAAUGCCAUGCAUAACCUAAAGGAAAGGCGGAGAACAAAUGGCUUCACCAGAGACCUUGGGGAAAGAUAGUGAAGGGAAAAAAGUAACAAUGGCACAAUCACGCACAUCAGAAAUCGACCCAUGCCUCCUUCUUUGCUUGCACUUAACAUAUUUAUCACCUGGGCCGAAGUUCUGUGUUUUUCUCUGUUUUUGUGUUUAUGUAUAAGGAUGGGAAAACAUAACCUCAUUGUAUUUGUUUAUGUGCUGUCAUUACGGCUUGUUGUGUCCAAAAUUGCAUUUUUGUUUUUUAUGUAUUUUAUAUUUUAGAGGUUUCUAAGGGUAUAUAUAGAAAAUAAAUGUCAUAACAUUGAUCAAACUCAA
Perca fluviatilis (European perch) is the source of this 1586-nucleotide messenger RNA. It is a transcript of the gene slc25a19, whose product is annotated as solute carrier family 25 member 19. Gene Ontology annotation, molecular function: thiamine transmembrane transporter activity. Bases 309 to 1295 code for a protein of 328 amino acids. Gene Ontology annotation, cellular component: mitochondrial inner membrane. The transcript has 7 exons. Lineage: Eukaryota; Metazoa; Chordata; Actinopteri; Perciformes; Percidae. Gene Ontology annotation, biological process: thiamine pyrophosphate transmembrane transport. The record is from RefSeq and is a predicted model, not a curated record.